Molecule: messenger RNA, 2403 nt
Organism: Zingiber officinale
Lineage: Eukaryota; Viridiplantae; Streptophyta; Magnoliopsida; Zingiberales; Zingiberaceae
Exons: 6
Coding region: 1813-2337 (174 amino acids)
Source: RefSeq, a predicted model, not a curated record
UUCCAGAUUAAUUAAUUGAUUAAAAAAGACUCCCGAACUGAAUACGGGAUGUGCUACGCUGCGCGCUGGUGUCGGUGUGAGCGCGAGAGCGCAGAGGAAGCAAAAGGAGAGGGAUGGACGUCGCGAUUUUAGACGGAUCGGCAGUGCGAUCCGUCGUCGGCGACGAGGUGGCCUUCAACCCGAGCAUCUACGAGCGGCUCGCGGUGCUCGAGCUCAACGGCGGCGGCGGCGUCGGCGUCCUCUCCGGCGCCCCUGAUUCCUUCCGCCUCCUCAAGCCUCACUUCGGCCUAGAUCGCCGCCUUCUACAACUCCAUCCUCGUCGACAUCGACCGCGACGAGCUUCGCUCCAGUAUUCGCAAACAUCCUUCUCGCCAUCGGCGACUCCCCGAUCCAGGUCAUCCUGGAGGAGCACGAACCUGGACCCAGGCCCCGGCAGCAGGCGGUCGGUCUCGAGGCCUCGCAGAUCGCCGCUGCUUCCCCUUUCUUGAUGGUGCUUUCUAACGUUCACCGGUUACCGCGGAGCAGCGGACCUCUCCUUCCCCCGAGCAGUGAACAUCUCUAGCAUCCGUUAGGGGACGAGCUUCGUGGGUGCCUAGUUGCGUGCCACGUUUCAGGCGUUUCGAAGGCGCUGAUGGAGAAGCAGAGUCAGUGAAACCGUUACCGUUCCCAGCAACGUGACCUCCUCCUCGGGAAUCCGCUGAUUGAUCCGCUGCUGCUGGUCCUCCUCCUCGUCUUGUCGUCAAUGGGAACGCUGUGAUACGCGAGUCCACGCUGGGCACCCCACCGGGAACCCCGCCCGGCCGCCGGAUUCCCCGCCAGGAGCUGCCGCCGAGGGUCUGGCCCGGCGCCGUCAGGCCGUCGUAGAAACCAGUGGCAGCAUGGAACGGUGCUGGCACGCUGACGUGGUGGUGGUGAUAGUUGAGGAGGCCGUAGAAGUGGUGGCGGUCGGCGGCGGCCCAAUCACCGUGGUGGGCCUGGAGGUGAGCCCGCUUCGCGUGCUGGCGCUCGCGCUUGUGGGCGUUCUGGUGCCCGCCUAGGGCUUGCGAGGUCGGGAAUUGGCGACAGCAGUAGUGGCACUCGAACUUACGCGCUCUCUCGCCGCCUCCGUUGGUGAUCGAUGAAUUGGUGAUGGUGGAGUGGUCUUUGGUGGUGUUGAUCUCUUCUUCUGUGCUGUGGCAACUGGGGACUUCGAUGCCGAAGAGGCGGAUGGUCGAGGCGUUGCCGCCAGUGGCGGGUUUCGGGGUGGUAGGUCUGGUGAAGGGAAGCUGGGCGAAUGAGUCUACGGCGCCCAUGAAAUCGUGCGCCAUAGGCUCGCUCAUCUUUUUAGAUGCUGCUUGCUAGCUGUAUGAUGAAUUGCCUCAGUCGAUUUUAGGCAGUACGUCUAGGUAUGGAGGACGAAAGGAGAGGUGAUGGUACAACAAAGGCUAUAUCUUUUGCCCCUUAUUCUGUUUGAUCCUAAUUCAUUUGACUGAUGAGGCUCACUAAGAUGAUGGUGCUUGGUAUCCCACUUUCACCUGCAGUAAGGAGGAGGAUGGCGCUGUGACGUGUUCUGUCUAUUAAGAACACUCAGAAUGAGGGAGGGAGCGUAAUAUCGACAAUGAAGCUGAUCACAUUUUUGAUAGCAGUACCGACUAGAGAUGUAGAGGCUGUUGCUUGUGGUUGAAUGAUUGAGUCGGUAUGGUGGAGCUGGCUUUUAGCUUGUCAAAAAACCACUAAAUACCACGAUAAAACUACAGAAUCACCUCUCCAUGGUCAAUCUGCUCCUCUUUUUAUUCUGUUCAAUUUUCUACUUCACAACUUUGGCUUUCAUGCAUGUGUAAGAGGCUAGCACAGACAGCAGCGGAGGAACAACUGUUGCCUAUUUAUAUCUGGUGGCUGGAUGCUGCAGAGCACGGCAAGUGGUCCUGGAGAAAGAAAGGGACGGGUUGGCGGAGGCGUUGGGGGCGAGUGAAUCGCCUUUUGCCACAAUGUUUUAAGGGGGACAGCAUGUAUCAUGACUUGGUCAAAAUUCUGCUUCAUUUGGCUCAGAAUUUAGCACGUAGACAUAUCAUCAAAGCCAUUAUGAAGGAAAAACGCUAUCAAAAGUAUUACAAAGAUGCCUGGUGUACCUGUCCACGCACUUCACUUCUUGCAUUGGUAUGGGCCAUAAAAGACAAAUUUCAUGCAUAUAACAAGGGGAUGACAGUUCAUGAAGAUUUCAUGGAGAUGGCACAUUUGAUGAUCAAGUCGAUCUGGAUCAUUUAUGUCGUCAACAAGGCCCCAAUUUGGCAGCAUGAGGACACGGCACGAAGAUACUUAGAUAUCCACAUUUCUUUCUAUUCAUGUUUGCUUUGUUAACUAACACCUUGGAUUAGUUUAUUUUUUUACAAUGACUUCUAAACAAGAAGGAAACUUUAGUCUUAA